Messenger RNA from Anopheles arabiensis, 3586 nucleotides. RefSeq names its product protein scalloped (gene scalloped). Gene Ontology annotation, biological process: regulation of transcription by RNA polymerase II; hippo signaling; embryonic organ development. The transcript has 11 exons. The record is from RefSeq and is a predicted model, not a curated record. Lineage: Eukaryota; Metazoa; Arthropoda; Insecta; Diptera; Culicidae. Bases 2330 to 3586 code for a protein of 418 amino acids. Gene Ontology annotation, molecular function: RNA polymerase II cis-regulatory region sequence-specific DNA binding; DNA-binding transcription factor activity, RNA polymerase II-specific. Gene Ontology annotation, cellular component: transcription regulator complex.
CCUAGUAACAACAGGUCGGUUGCAUAUGUGUUUGUAUUCUUGCUGUGUAUUCUGUUCCUUUCUUUCCUGCUCAGCCGUCGCUCAGCACAAAACCCUUUUUACUGACUGAAGUUUUGACUGGCUGGCUGGUUAAUUUAGCAAAAGGGAUGGUGAAGCUGCUUUGUGUGUGUGUGUGUGUGUGAAAGGGAUGUUGGGCAUGAGUAGGAAGGAGCCAGCAAAGGGUUGGCUGAGCUGUAGAGGAGAUGUAGAGGAAAGCAUAAAUCAAAAGGUACACAGUUGCGCGUACACACACACACAAUCCAAUCCAAACGCGACUGCUCACUCUAGCGCCCGUGGUGACCCGCUUUAUAGAUGUGUGUGAUUGCACGGCAACGCGCACAACCGUGUGUGCGUGUGUUUUAUAAUGCGCCGUGUGCGUCUAAACACAGUGCCGUUCAAUUUUUAUAGCAAAUGAGCCGUGAUCAUCGAAUUGGGGAGAGAAAAAAGCGAGCAAAACGAACACAUACACACACACAGCUUGAUUGAGCAAAGAGAGCGGCAUGUGUUGGUGUUACUUGUUUCUUGCGUUUGUGGGCUGAUUGGUUUUUCUGCGGGGGGGUUGAACAAACGAGGUGGAGGGCAGAAGUAGACAGAGAAAAAAAAGGCCAGGAGUGGUAAAACCGGUUAAGCGUGCGCAAGACUUCUCUUCCCCCUCUUUGUCCGCUUCUUCUUCUCUUUCUACUACCGUCGUUCUCGUUCGCUCUCGUCCUACCCACGAUUGGAGAGUGGCUUUUGGGGGUAUUAUGAAAUCUCGAUCCGCAGCGGUGUAUGCGACGGGGCUGCGCAGAACGAACACACGAUCCUCCGUUCACUGAGUGCUUUUUUUUUUAUUUAAUUUUACAUCUGUUCCCACUCACUCACUCGCUCGCCCGCUCGCUCGCUCGUUUCGUGUGUUUCGUUUUCGCGCGACGGCUGAUCGAAUAAUCCGGCAACGACAAUCAACCAGAAGAGAACGUUGGAAACACACACAGCAAAGGCAGGAGCGAACGCUACGAAAAACGAAACACGCAAAAACAAACAAACCAACAAACAAGAAAGGAGGAAAACACUAUCGUCACUCAAUCUACUUCCAAGCAGCUUCUAUCAACCUGAUUAGUGGCUUCCGAUCAAAAUAGUCGAAGCAUUAGAGGAGGAAACGAAAGCAAAAGAAACACACACAAAAUAUUUAAAACGCAUCAUCACGAGUGUACGUGUGUUGGGUGUUGCGAGUAGCGAAAUAGAAAAGUGCCCCUGGUCAAAAAAAGGAAGCAAAACGUGUCCUGGAGGUGUUCGUCCGUUCGCACACGAUUAUCAUUUUUUGAGUGCGUGCUCGCGUGUGCGUGUGUUUCAACUUAAACUGGCGCUUUUGACAGGAGUGCAAAAAAAAUAGAUCUCAAGCGGAAAAGUUAAUGAUACAAACAAACAAUACGACAGCAACAAACAAAAUUAAACUCUCCGUGUGCCCCCUUGCUUGGUGCGUGUGUAUGCGUGUGUGCGUACGGUGUCAUCGAGAUAAGCCAGAGUGUGUGUGUGUGUGAUUAGUGUGUGAGCGCUGGCUCCUAACGCGGGACGCACCUGACGCAGUGUGUGUGUUUUUGUUGCGUUUACGGGGGAGUUUUUCCUUCCUUUCUUUCUUUCUGCCGUCCUCACCACUUCGGUCUCUGCACGUGUUGUGUGUUUACAGCUGAUAAGCACCCCGGGGUAGUGUAACCCACACGCACGUUUUUGUCAGGAAGUGUGUGUGUGUGUGGUUGUGUAUGUGGCAAAAGGAAAGGCAGACAAAAAAGGAAGAAAAAACACGCACACAGCACCGCCGAAGAGUGUGGAAAAACUGCAAGCAAGCAACCAAGUGCGGCCAGCGUGCAAGGUCAAGAAAAACACAGACCUGGUGUGUGUGUGUGUGUGUGUCUGUGUGCCGGUCCCAGAUUCAGCGGCAAGAGUAUUUAGCGUAAAACCCCCCAUACCCCCGCUUCGCGCCACAUCCACUUUCGGGGCAGAAUAAAUGUUAAUUUUUGGAGCCCAGUAUUUCAGCAUGAGGUGUGUUUGCGUAUGUGUCUAGUGAAGGAGUGAGCGGGUUUUUUGUUGUUGCUGUUAGCAUCUCUCUAGCACCCAACUUGCGCCCCGAUUCGAUUGGCCCGCGUUGGCCCAGUUUGGUGUGCCGGCCCGCGUACAAGAGUGCUACAAUUCAAAAGAAUAGUGUUUACUAGGCGUGUGAGUGUGUGUGUGUGUGGUAAGGUGAAAAGGAAACGGGGAGGGGAAAACGGGCAGCCGUAUCGACUCUGACGCGCGGCCAUCACACAGCGCCGAUUGCAUGAAGAUUGAACACGAAGCGGACGAUUGUAAGCUGCUCCAGUAUAAGCGACAACUUUACCUAGACAGUGGACUGGGAGCCAGCACCAUUACGGCAAGGUGGACACAGAUGGGUCCCGGACCAACGGCCGGUUCGUUGGUCCCGGACGAUACCAACGGUUCCGGCGUGGACGGCGGCAAGCAUUUGGACGUCGGCGACAUGAGCGAUGACGACGAACAGGAUCUGUCGUCGGCGGAUGCCGAGGGCGUUUGGAGUCCGGACAUCGAACAGAGCUUCCAGGAGGCGCUAGCCAUCUAUCCACCGUGCGGUCGCCGAAAAAUCAUCCUCUCCGAGGAGGGCAAAAUGUAUGGUCGCAAUGAACUGAUCGCUCGCUACAUCAAACUACGCACCGGCAAGACGAGAACCCGGAAGCAGGUCAGCUCGCAUAUACAAGUAUUAGCCAGACGGAAGCUGCGCGAGUUCCAGGCCAAGAUGAAAGUGCAAUUCUGGCAGCCGGGCCUGCAGCCGAGCACCUCCCAGGACGUGAAACCGUUCGCCCAGCCCGGCUACCCGAUGAAGACGGCGACCGCCGUCUCGGAAGGCGCCCUGCAGCCCGCCCACCCGUGGGAGGGGCGCGCAAUCGCGACGCACAAGUUCCGCCUGGUCGAGUACAGCGCCUAUCUGGAGCUGCGUGCCGAAGAAACGUAUCACAAGCACCUGUUCGUGCACAUAGCGGACACGCCCGCCAACCCGCUGCUGGAGUCGGUGGAGGUGAAGGAGAUCUACGACAAGUUCCCGCAAAAGUCCGGCGGGCUCAAGGAGCUGUACGAGAAGGGUCCGAGCAAUGCGUUCUUCCUGGUGAAGUUUUGGGCGGACCUGAACACGAACAUCGCGAACGAUGCGGGCGCGUUCUACGGCGUCAGCAGUCACUACGAGAGCAACGACAACAUGGUGAUCACCUGCUCGACCAAGGUGUGCUCUUUCGGCAAGCAGGUGGUGGAGAAGGUGGAAACGGAAUACUCCCGCAUCGAGAACGGUCGCUACGUGUACCGGAUCAGCCGGUCGCCAAUGUGCGACUACAUGAUCAACUUCAUCAACAAGCUGAAGCACCUUCCCGAGAAGUACAUGAUGAACAGCGUGCUGGAGAACUUCACCAUCCUGCAGGUUAUAUCCAACAAAGACACGGACGAGACGCUCCUGUGCGUGGCGUUCGUGUUCGAGGUGUCGACCUCCGAGCACGGUGCGCAGCACCAUAUCUAUCGCCUGGUGAAGGAAUAG